CUCACUCCAGUCACUGCCAGACUCAGUGGCUCAGGCAGGAAUGCAGCAGGCAAGGCUUACCCUCGUGGCUGCGGCUGUGUGUGUGGCUCUUCGGACCUCAGAAGCCAUCCUCCCCAUCGCUUCCAGCUGCUGCACCGAGGUUUCCCACCAUGUCUCCAGAAGGCUUCUGGAGAGAGUGAACGCCUGCAGCAUCCAGAGAGCCGACGGGGACUGUGACUUGGCUGCUGUCAUCCUCCAUGUUAAACGCAGAAGGAUUUGCGUCAGCCCGCACAAUCAUACGUUGAGGCACUGGAUGAGGGCCUCACAGGUGAAGACAGGCAAAGGAAACCCCUGCCGUAAGAGCGACAGAAAGAGUCACACCCCGAGGAAGCACGGAACACAGAGCCACAAAGCUCCAGCCCCAACAGUGGACUGAGACAUAUGGAGGUGGGAGAGGACAUCUAUCCCUGCUGUUCCCAAAAAGAUGAGGAGACACAUCUCAUUGAUAGCAUUAAAACCUCUGCCACCAGCACUGUGGGUGAAGAUUAUUGGCAAAAGCCACUUUCCUAGACCACAUGGGCCUCGACCUGAUCUGAUGCACUUUGAUGUAUUCCCACAGUGGAGGAAACUACAAAAUAUUAGUCUUUGGCUUGCAAAAUCUUUUUCUUCAGGUCCGUCUUUUGAAUCUAUCGUCGGAUUUUAUCGGGAAGUAUAGCAUUCUUUGAUAGCCCAACUCUGGCAUGCCUUUGGCAGGCAACCCUGAGGAAUAACGCCACUGUCAUUCGGCAUCAUCAAAGUGCGGGUCUAAGUGCCAAAGAAAGCAGCACUAAAUUUACAAUUGUAAUAAAACACAAUAACACAAAAU
This is a messenger RNA of Arvicola amphibius (Eurasian water vole), 844 nucleotides long. It is a transcript of the gene Ccl28, whose product is annotated as C-C motif chemokine ligand 28. Gene Ontology annotation, molecular function: chemokine activity. Gene Ontology annotation, cellular component: extracellular region. Bases 41 to 415 code for a protein of 124 amino acids. The record is from RefSeq and is a predicted model, not a curated record. The transcript is spliced from 4 exons. Lineage: Eukaryota; Metazoa; Chordata; Mammalia; Rodentia; Cricetidae. Gene Ontology annotation, biological process: immune response; positive regulation of cell-matrix adhesion; cell chemotaxis.